Molecule: messenger RNA, 2658 nt
Organism: Diachasmimorpha longicaudata
Lineage: Eukaryota; Metazoa; Arthropoda; Insecta; Hymenoptera; Braconidae
Gene: Hrs
Product: hepatocyte growth factor-regulated tyrosine kinase substrate
Exons: 6
Coding region: 170-2479 (769 amino acids)
Biological process (GO): receptor internalization; endocytic recycling
Cellular component (GO): early endosome
Molecular function (GO): phosphatidylinositol binding; metal ion binding; ubiquitin binding
Source: RefSeq, a predicted model, not a curated record
AGCAGGUCGACACAAUCAGCAAAAUCACCCACGACAAUUCACUGGUUGGAAACCUCUCACCCCUGAUAUCUUAUGUGUCUGAACAAUUCGCGUGACAGUCGGUUUCAGUGAGUGACCAGUCAUUCCUCCCCGGGAGUGAGAAUUUUUUCUGGAUAACGACCUUUCAGAGAUGUUUCGUAGUGCCUCGAAUUUCGACAAACUGCUUGAUAAAGCAACCAGCAAUCUGCACUUGGAUCCAGACUGGCCGACGAUAUUACAAAUUUGUGAUGCGAUCAGAGCAGGUGACAUACAGCCGAAAGCAGCUCUAGUCCAAAUAAAAAAGAAAAUAACAAAUGCGAAUCCCCACGUCGCCUACUACGGCCUCCUGGUUCUGGAGUCGUGUGUGAAAAACUGCGGUGCCCUGAUUCACGAUGAAAUUGGCACGAAGCAGUACAUGGAGCAGCUGAAGGAGUUGGUGAAGACGACAACUCACGAGAACGUUAAACAGAAAACCCUGGAGCUCAUUCAGGCCUGGGCCUUUGCAUUCAGAAACAAUCCCAAGUACACUGCUGUCAAAGACACCAUGAGCAUCAUGAAGGCUGAGGGAUAUGGCUUUCCCCAGCUGAAUGAGAGUGACGCCAUGUUCAGUGCUGAUACAGCACCUGAAUGGGCCGAUAGCGACGUCUGCCACAGGUGCAGAGUUGUCUUUGGAAUGGUCCAGAGGAAGCACCACUGUAGGGCUUGUGGACAGGUUUUCUGUGCCCAGUGCUCGACCAAAACUUCGACUCUGCCCAAAUUUGGAAUUGAAAAAGAAGUGAGAGUUUGCGAUGCCUGUUACGAGAACGUUAAUAGGCCCAGCUCAGCUAAUUCAAAGGAGACUGACUUGCCUGUCGAAUACCUGAGCAGCUCUCUCGCACAGCAACAACAGGUGCCAGUGCGGAAAUCAGCGCAAGAGCUUCAGGAAGAGGAGGAAUUCCAGUUGGCAUUGGCAUUGAGCCAGAGUGAGGCUGAGGAGAAAGAGAAGGAGAAGAAGAGAGUGACUAAUUUGUAUAAAAGUAAUCCUGCACCUGUGGCCAGGGCUUACUCUCCACCUCCAUCACCGGGUCCAAGUCCUUCAAAACUCCAAGAUGACGAAGCGAUUGAUUCAGAGCUCGUGAAAUACAUGAACCGAAAAUACUGGGAGAACCGUUCCUCAAAAAUGGAAGAUCACCCAGUAAUCCGUACAGACGUGACAUCCCCAUCAGCCCCAAACAUUGGUAGUCCAAUGCCCCAGCGUCUGGUGGUUGCUAAACAACAAAAUGGUGAAGUUGACACGCAAAUGGACGAGUUCGUGACGCACCUGCGCUCGCAGGUGGAGAUAUUUGUGAAUCGAAUGAAGAGUAAUUCCUCCCGAGGUCGAUCGAUCUCCAACGACAGUUUCUUUCAAGAUCUCUUCAUGAAGAUAACAACGAUGCACUCGAAGCUGCUGAAGUACAUUCAGGAGCACGACGAUACCCGAGUGAACUACGAGGGCCUGCAGGACAAACUAGCCCAGGUGAAGGACGCCCGAGCAGCUUUGGAUGCCCUCCGUGAGGAGCACAAAGACAGGCUCCGCAGGGAGGCCGAGGAAAUCGAGAGAAUGAGGCAGCUCCAGAUGGCUCAGAAGCUGGACAUAAUGAGGAAGAAGAAGCAAGAGUAUCUCCAGUACCAGCGUGAAUUAGCUCUCCAGAAGAUUCAAGAACGAGAGAGGGAGUUGCAGAUGCGCCAGGAGCAGCAAAAACAGCAGUACAUAAUGGGAAAUUAUCAGCCAGUGUCCAACUACAUGGGUCCAGCCCAGGGCUCGCCAAUUCGUCACAUGCAUUAUCCACCUAGUGGCGCUUAUCCAAUGUCUCCAACGAAUCAGGGAGUGUAUACGUAUGGUCCACCACCGAUGGGCAAUUAUCCCAUGCAAAGCAUACCAGGUUUACCCUAUGGAAUGCCCACGAUGCCUCCCAAUCACCUGCCCCCACACAUGAUGCCAAACAUGCCUGCAAGCCAGUCAGAUCAGCCUCCAGGAUUGCCACAGCAGCCUGGAGCUGCCGAGGGCAUGCUUCCACCUAGAGAAAACAUGGGACCACCUGGGAUGAUGCCCCAGAUGGCGAACGUUCCCCCAAUGACUCAUAUUCCAGGACAUCAGAUGGGAUUGCCUCAGUCCCAGGCAAUUCCGGGGGUUCAUGUAAAUCAUGGGGCUGGCCAGGCUCAACAGAUGGGGCAAAUCCCUCCGUUGAUGGGCAAUCAAGGACCCAUGAGGCCCCCUGAACAGAUGGGAAUGAACCAAGGGGUCACAAAUAUGCCUCAACAUCCCCCUGGGUCACAGGUACCACCUGGACCCCAAGGAAUUCCACAGCAAAUGCCCAUUCCUAGUCAGACGACUCAAAUACCCUAUCAACAACCUGUCGGACAGAUCGAGACUUCCACGACGACUGAAACUGCAUCCAAAACUGAAGACAACUCUGCUGAGCCACUGAUUUCAUUCGAUUAAUAUCAUUUAUCGAUUUUACCUGUUUUCAUUACAUGAAUGUAGUUGUUUAUAUUACCAUGUGCUCUCGGCGAUUCGUAAUUUCUGAUUAUCGUUUUUUUCAUUUAUAUUGUAAGGAUUUGAGUAAAAAAUAUUGUAAGGAUAUAACGAAAUUGAGAAUAAACCUAUAUCAAUCAGUUGAA